GAGGCUGCUAUUCCGCGCCCACAACGUCAAUCAAUCAGAAUGGCUUCACCGCGCUCGAGCAACCGUCCAGAAUCGCCGACAGGCUCUACCUUGAGCAGCGCCAGCCUUAGUGCGGAACAUACGCCUCUUGGCAGCGAAAGCCCCCUUUCGGCCUCUCUACGUCACCGCCAACCAGUUCCUGUGCGGAUAACAGGAGAGUAUACCACGGAUUCGAUAAUGAAUUCGCCAACUCCGACUUUCCCUGCGUUUACCACGAACUCGACUUUUGGAGAGCGCUUGGUUGGCCGGACCGCUGGCCCAUCACGCUUGUCGGCACCCACUCAUAAACUUACUAUCCGCGCAGACCCCACGAUGGUCACAUGCUUUGACCCUGCAGACAAGGAGCUCUAUAAUUUGUGGGUGCCCCGCUCCUGAAUCGUCUGUACGCAGUACUACGCACGGUAUGG
Molecule: messenger RNA, 446 nt
Organism: Heterobasidion irregulare TC 32-1
Lineage: Eukaryota; Fungi; Basidiomycota; Agaricomycetes; Russulales; Bondarzewiaceae
Exons: 3
Coding region: 40-414 (124 amino acids)
Source: RefSeq, a predicted model, not a curated record